GAGAAGCUUACCGAUUACACAUGUAGCCCAGAUUACAUGACUUCUUGGACUCAGAAGACAACUUCACAGCAAAACUUCAUCAAUUGGAUUUGGGAAUGUGAAGAUCUUUAACUGACUACUUCUCUUUAACUGGAUUGUAUUGUAUUGCACGAUGAGGAGAAACCUGACUACUUCUCUUUAACUGGAUUUGGGAAUGUGAAGAUCUCGCAUCUACGACAUUAUCACGCUCAUUUGCUGCAACAAGCGUUUGAUAUGAAGAUGAGGAUCACAUCGUACUGGACAAUCGUCCUGCGAAGGAUUGUGGAUAAUCUUGCUCUGUUUCUUCAGUUUUCUGUGAAGAAUCUGGUCAAUAGUCAGUUUCAGAAGGAGAUAGUUGCGGAAAUGGUGGAUACAAGAGCUGGCGGAGGAAUUGAGAGGAUGCUGGAGGAGUCUCCGUCGGUUGCGAGCAAGAGGGAGAAGCUGAAGAACUGUAUCAAGCUUCUGAAGGAGUCCAAGGACGUUGUGGCGGCGAUCGUUGAUCAGAAUUCUGGGUACGGAGAUCGUUGAUCGAUUGCUUCUUCCGUCGAGCUUUUGGUGAAGUCGGGUUAUGGAGAUCAUUGAUGUCGGGUCGGGUUCUCUGAUGUUGAAGUUGGGCUUGGGCCUUUUGUAGUUUUUGAACAUUUGAAUUUUCUGGCCUCUUUUAUGUUUUUAAUCUCUUUGUAUGGUAUAAUACUAUAAUGUAACAACGCUAAGCUAAACGUUAUGUCGUCUUUAC
Molecule: messenger RNA, 754 nt
Organism: Arabidopsis lyrata subsp. lyrata
Lineage: Eukaryota; Viridiplantae; Streptophyta; Magnoliopsida; Brassicales; Brassicaceae
Product: dynamin-related protein 4C-like
Exons: 1
Coding region: 253-546 (97 amino acids)
Molecular function (GO): GTPase activity; GTP binding
Source: RefSeq, a predicted model, not a curated record